AUGGAGCUCACCUGGCUGGCUAAUACUCCCCAGUCGCGGAGUAGGACACGCGCUCCGCGAGCCUGUCCCGCAUGCCAGCGGCGAAAGAAACGGUGUCGACAUCUUACUCUCGGCAUAGAACCCACAGAGGAAGAAGCAGCUGAACCGCCGCGCAAAAUCAGAGCGCAGGCAUCGAACGCCGCUGGUGACGAUUUCGAGCGACGUCCUCGAAGGAGGACCGCUUCUGCAGAUCCAGUGCUACCGUCCCACUCCUUCCACAGUACAGAACGGUUUGUGGGUGACUUAAACCCAGAGGCUGUUAUUCGAGAAAGACUCGACGCGCCCACUGACAGUCCCCUUCGGGAUCGGAUUGGUUUAUGGAUCAAUUCUUCCACCGCCGUGACGCAAAAUGACAAUGUCGAGCCCGACAGAAGUCAACCCACUGGUGCAGACGCGAUUUCUCUCUCGGCUUUGCCUCAACCACCAACAGGGGCCCUUGAGAGUCAAACGAUUAGCUCGAUCCUGCACCAAAGAUAUGUAUCUGCAAUGCAAGCUUGCCACGCGCUGCCCAAAUCGACCCGAAGGAAACUCACCACAAUAUUCAUCGAGAAAAUCCACCCUCUCGUUCCCGUGCUAGACAUCGAAGAGUUAAAGGAAGCUCAGACAAAUGCAUCCGCAUCUACAUUCCUAGAUCGAGCCAUUUGUCUCGUCGCAGCCAAAUCCCCCGCCGCCAGCCCCGAUCUCCGUCUAGUGGAAGACGGCCCAAAUUUAUCCUCCCGUCAAUUCUGCUCAGAGGUCUACAAGGGCCUCGUCACAGCGAUGGAGGCAGCACUGGAACCAGAUCGAUUGACACGGAUCCGCAUAUGGGCCUUGAUGUCUUUACACUGCGAAGGACACGAAGGAGCCGAGGCCGCAUCUCUGCACCUGUGCCAGGCAAUCCACCAGGCCCAAACGGUAGGUUUACAUCUUGACCGGCCGGGCCGAACACCUGCAGACCCCCUCCCGAGACUAUUUUGGUGUCUGUGGACGUUGGAUAAGAUGCAUGCGAGUAUUGGGGGUCGUCCAGUUCUAUUAGCUGACCGCGAUAUCGGGGUCGCCAAACCGGAUUCACGGAUCGCAGAGACGAGGGGCGCAUUUGCGGUCUGGCUGGCUGUUUCGGAGUUACUCGCGACCGUUAUAUCAUUCUACCGACCCUCCGCGGGUGUCACGAGUGGGUGGGAGGAAGGAUUUCCUGCCUUUGAAGAUAUUGUGGAGGAGCAUACGAAUGGAGAUGUGGACUUUGCUACUCUUGGCUUACUAGAACUAUAUUACCACUGCGUCGCCAUUCUAUCCUGUCGCUACAAAUUAACCGAAAGCCUUGAUGGAACACGAAUAUCAUCAAUUCGACAAGGACUAGCAGCCGUCCGAAUCUACUCCAUAGUCGCAGUCGAAUGCGACAAUCAACUCCCACCUCAUCCGAUCGUGCCAUACGCCAUUUCCCUCUCUAUGGGUGUUUCAUAUCGACAGCUUCGCUCAAGCAAAUUGAUUACCCACUUCAAUCGAGCCAAGGCUAGUCUCGAGGCAUGUUGCUCUCUAUUGGAAAAGAUUAGCCCUCAAUGGUAUUCUGCAGAGGCCAUGGCGCGAUUGGGGCGAAAAGCCUUGCACCAAAUGGACUUGAACCCUGAGCACCGUCGACAGCCCCAGCCCCAACCCCAACCCCAGCCCCAAGCUGCAGAAGCACCGUUGCCGCGCCUGUCUACAGUCCGUGCCGCCCCCGCGCAGGAGCAGGAGCAGGAGCUAGAGCUAGAGUCAGAGCCGCCCGGGCUCGGACUACCCACAAACACGAAUUCAGCUGCAUUGGCCUUGGCCCCAGGGACGAUCGAUAUGGUAUCGGGAAUGCCAUCUACGGCCCCUGAGUGCGAAGGCCCAGGCGCACUGAAAACACCGUUAGAGAAUGUGAGUGCGAGUGCGAGUGCGCUCCCAUUGGUGCAAGACUUUGACGCUGAAGCCCCGACGCAUGGGUUUGCGGACAUCGACAUGCUCUUUGGUGAGUUCUUGGAUCUCUCGCUCCCGACGAACUUCUGGGACCCCGUUUUCGCGGAGGAGGGCCAGGGCCAGGGCCAGGACCAGCAGCACGGUACCUAG
Penicillium waksmanii is the source of this 2103-nucleotide messenger RNA. Its product is annotated as transcription factor domain-containing protein. Gene Ontology annotation, molecular function: DNA binding; zinc ion binding. NCBI's taxonomy places the organism in Eukaryota, Fungi, Ascomycota, Eurotiomycetes, Eurotiales, Aspergillaceae. The transcript is spliced from 3 exons. Gene Ontology annotation, biological process: DNA-templated transcription. Bases 1 to 2103 code for a protein of 700 amino acids. The record is from RefSeq and is a predicted model, not a curated record.